GCAUUAAAAUUAGAAUGGAGAGUCGACUGCUGAAUCGGGGGAGUUUUUCCGGUGUUUUUUUGUUGUUGUUGUUGUUUUUUAAGCCUAAUUCACCUUAAGGAAUCUCAAAACCAGCCACAAGGGAAAGAUCUGUGAAUUUUUGUAAUGGAAAGCGGUAGCCUCUAGGGCCCAGAGGAUAUGCAGAGAGGCAUUUUCUCUUGCUGGUGCAGCUGAGAGCGAGCGAGCGAGCGAGAGCGAGACCUGGAAAUGAAAGUAAAGAGAUCAGGAGGCACAUGGAGGGAGCUGCAGGGGCAGCCGAUCCAGAAGCAGAAUGCUGCCUUCUGUAAUUAAAUAGCACUUACUAUUAUUAUUACUUCUAGUAAUAAUACAUUAAUAAUAUCUCUAGUAAUACAAUACCAUUUAUCAAGGAAAGUUUACACAUAGUGUGGGGGGAAAACCCGAGGAGAGCAAGUAUAAUGGAGAGACAGAAGAGAAAACAAGAAAUAGAGAAAGGACUUCAGUUCAUUCAGUCCACAUUACCCCUAAGUCAAGAAGAUUAUGAGGCCUUUUUGCAGAAGCUGGUGAGAAACUUGUUUGCAGAGGGCAAUGAUUUGUUUCGAGAGAAGGAUUUCAAGCUUUCGCUGGUACAGUAUGUAGAAGGGCUGAACGUGGCAGAUUACGCAGCCUCUGACGAGGUGACCAUCCCAAAGGAACUUCUCUGCAAGCUACAUGUCAACCGAGCUGCCUGCUACUUUGCCAUGGGAUUGUAUGAGAAGGCACUGGAAGACAGCGAGAAGGCUUUAAGUCUUGAUAAGGAGAACAUACGAGCGCUAUUCCGGAAAGCCCGCUCCUUAAAUGAGCUUGGAAGACACAAAGAAGCGUAUGAGUGCAAUAGCCGAUGCUUGCUGUCCCUCCCACAUGAUGAAAGCGUCACACAACUGGGACAGGAACUUGCCCAGAAGCUGGGAUUGAGGGUUCGAAAAGCAUACAAAAGACCUCAGCAGGAAUUGGAAACAUUCUCGCUACUCAGUAAUGGCACAUCAAUCAAUUUGUCAAACCAGACUACUUCCAAUGGAUUGGGUUCGAUAGAUGACAUCGAAACAGACUGCGCUAUGGACCUGCAGUGCCUCCCGGCUCCUGUGGCCGCCUCCAUCCCUGUGAAUGAUGGGCUGGCCCCUUUGCCCUCUGACGCAGAUGCAAAGGGCUUGCCUACCUCGCUCCCUGCUGCCAGCUUGCUCCCAUCUCCAGACUGUGUACCUUUGCCAGUGCCUGAGAGCGUGGAGGACUUCACAGAUGGGGACAUCAUUGGGGAAGAACUGGACUCCCUCCUGGACUCCCUUGCUGAAGGGUCACCAUACCCUCUAUCUCUGGUCCAGGGCACCAUUCCUGCCAACCUGCCAACCGAGAUGCCCCAGUUGAUUCCUGUGUUUCCGGGGGGAACUCCGCUGCUGCCUCCAGUCGUGACAGCCAGCAUCCCUGUCUCCACCCCUCUGCCACCCGCCUCCUUUGGCCUGGUGAUGGAUCCCACCAAGCAGCUCUCCUCCUCCUCUGUCCUGGAUGCCUUCGAGGCCCCACCAGGAGGAAGUGGUGGCUCUACUUUAGAUUCGCUGGAUUCCCUGGAUCUGCUUCCCUACACAGACACACGGCUCGAUGCCCUGGACUCCUUUGGGACAAGCAGAGGGUCACUGGAUGCCUUGGAUUCCUUUGCCAUUGAAGAAACUAGCUCUCAGGAACUGCGACACCCACCUGGCAGCCAAAAACCAUCCCCCGUGGUCAGCCUUGGUGGAGUGAGUCAUCCAGCUGUGCCCAAGGUCACCGAGCACCUGCUGUCCCAGCCAGAACCAGUAAUGCCCAACACAGCCCUGCUAGUGAAGAACCCACUGGCAGCUACUCACGUCUUCAAGCAAGCCUGUCAUAUCUGCUACCCCAAAACAGGGCCCAAGGCUGGUGAUUACACCUAUCGGGAAGGCUUGGAGCACAAGUGCAAGCGGGACAUCCUGCUGGGCAGGCUGAAGAACUCAGAAGAUAAGACCUGGAAGAGGAUCCGUCCUCGCCCAACAAAAACCAACUUUGUAGGAUCCUAUUACCUGUGCAAAGAUAUGCUUAACAAGCAGGACUGUAAGUACGGGGAUAACUGCACCUUCGCGUACCACCAGGAAGAGAUCGACGUGUGGACGGAGGAGAGGAAGGGGACCCUCAACCGUGACCUCCUCUUUGACCCGCUAGGUGGGAUCAAGCAGAGCAGCCUCACGAUUGCCAAGCUCCUCAAGGAACAUCAGGGCAUCUUCACCUUCCUCUGUGAGAUUUGCUUUGACAGCAAACCCCGGAUUAUCAGCAAAGGGACCAAGGACACACCAUCUGUCUGCUCCAACCUUUCUGCCAAGCACAGUUUCCAUGACAACAAGUGUCUGGUCCACAUUGUGCGUUCCACCUCCCUGAAAUAUUCCAAAAUCCGUCAGUUCCAAGAGCACUUCCAGUUUGAUGUGUGCCGACAUGAGGUGCGUUAUGGCUGCCUUCGUGAGGACAGCUGCCAUUUUGCUCACAGUUUCAUUGAGCUCAAGGUCUGGCUGCUGCAGCAAUAUUCAGGAAUGACCCAUGAAGAUAUCGUGCAGGAAUCUAAAAAGUACUGGCAGCAGAUGGAGGCACAUGCCAGCAAACCAGCCAACAGCAUGGCUUCUCCCCGGACUCCCACAUCAAGCACCUUUGACCUCCAGAUGAAAUUUGUGUGUGGCCAGUGCUGGAGGAAUGGGCAGCUGGUGGAGCCAGAUAAAGACCUCAAGUACUGUAGUGCCAAAGCCCGCCACUGCUGGACAAAGGAACGCCGUGUCCUGCUGGUGAUGUCCAAAGCAAAGAAGAAGUGGGUGUCAGUCCGACCACUGCCUCCCACCCGCAACUUCCCACAGCAAUAUGAUUUGUGUAUCCAUGCACAGAAUGGCAGGAAAUGCCAGUAUGUGGGCAACUGCUCCUUUGCCCACAGCCCUGAGGAGAGAGACAUGUGGACCUUCAUGAAAGAAAAUAAAAUACUAGAUAUGCAGCAGACCUAUGACAUGUGGCUAAAGAAACACAAUCCCGGGAAGCCUGGAGAGGGAACACCACUCACCUCGCGAGAAGGGGAGAAGCAGAUCCAGAUGCCCACCGACUAUGCUGACAUCAUGAUGGGCUACCACUGCUGGCUCUGCGGGAAGAACAGCAACAGCAAGAAGCAAUGGCAGCAGCACAUCCAGUCGGAAAAGCACAAGGAAAAGGUCUUCACCUCAGACAGUGACUCCAGCUGCUGGACCUACCGCUUCCCCAUGGGCGAAUUCCGGCUCUGCGAAAGGUUCCAGAAGAAUAAGGCCUGUCCUGAGGGAGAGGAGUGUCGCUACGCCCAUGGCCAGGACGAACUGACGGAGUGGCUGGACCGGAGGGAAGUGCUGAAACAGAAACUGGCCAAAGCCCGCAAGGACAUGCUGCUCUGCCCCAGGGAUGACGACUUUGGGAAAUACAACUUCCUAUUGCGGGAUGGUGUAUAGUAAGGGCAGGAGGAGCCUGUCAGCUGCAGAAAUACAGGGUGGGUUUUCCGAGUGGCAGUAGCAGGGAGAGCAAGAUCUAUGUUUUGCAAAGAGAACUUUUUCUUUUCUUUUGUUUAAAGAUUAUGAGAUGAUGAUUUAUUAGUGAUGAAUGAAUUUGUGAAUUUGAUUCUCCUUGGCCAGCGAACGCCAUGCUCACCGAGUUUGUGAUCCAUCUUUUCUCCUUUCUUUCCCCCAAAUUCUCCCUCCACUCCAUCUUUUUAUUUUCACUGUCCAAAGGAAUUAAUUCAGUUUGUACUGGGCUGCAAAACAGAGCAUUUCUCCUUGUGUCACUACUCUGUCCUUCAGAGUACAACUGUGCAGGUCUGGAGGACAGAGCUGAGAGAAAGGGCCAGAGAAGUUGUGGAUGCCCCAUCCCCCGAAGUUUUCAAGGCGAGGUUAGAUAGAGCUCUGACCAACAUGGUCUAAUGGAAGGUGUUCUUGGACAGGGGGAUUGGUACUAAAUGGUGUUUAAGGUCCCUUCCAACGCAGGCCAUUCUACGAGUCUAUGAUUUUAUGAUAUCUGGUGAAAAGAUGACCAUGAAUUUCAUGUGCUCCCUUUUUCAGUGCUGCAGAGCAAACCCCACUCAUCCUGCUGCAGCCUUCCUGCUCUCCUGGGAGUUCAAUACCAGAAGAAUUAGGAAUUGAAGUACAAAGAAGGAAAACCACUAGAUCUGGCUUUAAAACAUCUAGGCUUAAGCUCCUGCUGUCUGUAUUGCCCUGUGGCAUAAACUGGUGUUGAGGAAGAUAACAGCCUGUGGUGUAGCAGUGCGGGUAAAAGCAGCAAACUAAUGAAACUGCUUGCAGCAGCAGGAACUGUGUUGUAGGUGACUUCAGACUGUUCCAGCUGACUGUAUCCAGAAAUCAAAUUGGUGACUCUUCAUUAGAUGUCUUUCUCACUGUGUGGCAAGUAUUCAGGGUAAAUAGUUUUGGUUUUGUUUUUUUGGCUGAUGGGACUACUGCAAGUAAGAUUGAACCUAUAUAGAAGGUGUAGUGGAGUCUGUGACAGACCCUGUGUCACUGUAGUCCAUGCAGCAGUAUCAGUCAGGAGGAGGGCUGUAACCAAAAGGAGCCUGUGUUUCUGUGUUGCCUUGUGUCCUGAAGAGAAGGAAGGGAGGUAAUGGUGUUCCCUUUUUGCUCUUUAAAUGAUGUGUACUUCUGGUUACUUAGAGCUGUGUUUUUCCCUGCGCUGCCAGAAGACCUGGAUGGGAACCUAUUUAAAAGGACACCAUCAAGCAGUGAUGGAGCAUGGGCAAUAUUUAGCCGAUGAUAAUCCAUCUGGAACCACUUACCAGCACCAGAGGUCCAGCUCCCUCCUCCUCAGAGCCGGGGCAGGGAGCUUGCAGAUGCACAGUGCAGCCAGGACGUGACCCAGGGCAGGGACAGUGUUUGAGAGUGAGUGGCACAGUGGGACCCAGCCAUGCACCUGCUCCUGCCCUGCCUGAUGUAUGCUGUGAUGGGGGAACCAGUGAUGGUGAGCUCUGGGCCAGGAUUUUUGGCUUUUAUAGUGGCAGCAGGAAGAGGCAGUACUGCUCGGAAUGCCAGCCUUGUCCUUUCUGGUGGUCUCUUCCUGUAAGCAGUAAACAUGUGUCCUGUCCUGAGCUUCCCUCUCCUCUCUUCUGCAGUCCAGCUGUGCUUUGCAGUUUUGUAUGCAGGGAUGGCACCAUCCACUCAAACACAAACACAUCUCCCUCUCAGCCUUCACCAGGGAUGUCUUUUUCAUACGGAGUCUCCCUGGACAGCAAUCUUGGACUCCUUGGGGCUGGCAGUGCUGUGUAGAUGGUAAAUACAAUCUGACCGUGAAGUGCUUGGUGCUUUGGCAUUGCCAGGUCUCCCUCUUUCCUCCCUGCUCCCAUAUCAUUGAGGUUC
Molecule: messenger RNA, 5396 nt
Organism: Neopelma chrysocephalum (saffron-crested tyrant-manakin)
Lineage: Eukaryota; Metazoa; Chordata; Aves; Passeriformes; Pipridae
Gene: ZC3H7B
Product: zinc finger CCCH-type containing 7B
Exons: 23
Coding region: 456-3491 (1011 amino acids)
Biological process (GO): miRNA processing
Molecular function (GO): miRNA binding; metal ion binding; protein binding
Source: RefSeq, a predicted model, not a curated record